Molecule: messenger RNA, 7541 nt
Organism: Anguilla rostrata (American eel)
Lineage: Eukaryota; Metazoa; Chordata; Actinopteri; Anguilliformes; Anguillidae
Product: calmodulin-binding transcription activator 1-like
Biological process (GO): regulation of transcription by RNA polymerase II
Cellular component (GO): nucleus
Molecular function (GO): protein binding; double-stranded DNA binding; transcription coregulator activity
Source: RefSeq, a predicted model, not a curated record
UAGAGGACAGACUGUGGACUGAAAUAGUAAACAUUGUGUGCACACGCCACACGAGAUCGACCAUUCCAAAUAUUCUCUCCAAAGAUCCCAAGUCCGGAUUGGAGUCGGUCUACGACAUGCAUCGCACAACCCUUAUUGGCUGAAAUAUUUUCAAGGUGUCCCUAAAUAUUAAGCUUUGACCAAUUAUAUGUUGGGCUGACUAUAAAGGAGGGCUGUUUUUAUGAAUUCACAAGACAUUUCAGAGUUUUCUUGUCAGUCAUUGCUUUUUGACCAAUGGUAACUGCACUCAUUGGAGUUGCCUGCUGCCCCCCACCCCUUCUCGUGCUGUCCUCGCCGUGCACGCGCGUGGUCCCCCCGGUCGUGAAGAGGAGGAGGAUGUGGCGCGCGGAGGGGAAAUGGCUGCCGAAAACAAGCCGGAAGGACUGAAGAGAAUCCGAAAUCCUGGGGGGAUGCCCCGGUCGCCCCUGUGCUACGCUGGCCACGGUCCCGCUAAGGGCGUCGGCGACGACGCGGACGCCAACAAUGAACAUGGACAUUUGAAAAUCUACCUGCCCAAGAAGCUGCUGGAGUGCCUGCCCAAAUGCUCCUCGCUCCCCAAAGAGAGGCACCGGUGGAACACCAAUGAGGAAAUCGCGGCUUACCUGAUAACAUUCGAGAAGCAUGAGGAAUGGCUGACGACGUCCCCUAAGACAAGGCCACAGAAUGGGUCGAUGAUCCUGUACAACAGGAAGAAGGUAAAGUACAGGAAGGAUGGAUACUGCUGGAAGAAGAGGAAAGAUGGGAAGACAACACGAGAGGAUCACAUGAAGCUGAAGGUGCAGGGAGUGGAGUGUCUCUACGGCUGCUACGUCCACUCCUCCAUCAUCCCCACCUUCCACCGCAGGUGCUACUGGCUGCUGCAGAACCCUGACAUCGUGCUGGUGCACUACCUGAACGUCCCGGCCAUAGAGGAUUGUGGGAAACCAUGUGGCCCCAUCCUCUGCUCCAUCAACACCGACAAGAAGGAGUGGGCCAAAUGGACCAAGGAGGAGCUGAUUGGCCAGCUCAAGCCCAUGUUUCAUGGCAUCAAGUGGACUUGCAGCAAUGGCAACAGCAGCACCGGCUUCUCUGUGGAGCAGCUGGUGCAGCAGAUUCUGGACAGCCACCAGACCAAGCCGCCGCCCCGGACCCACAACUGCCUCUGCACGGGCACCCUGGGUGCAGGCAGCAGUGUGCAUCAUAAGUGUAACAGCGCUAAGCACCGCAUCAUCUCCCCCAAGAUGGACGCCCGCUCAGCAGCCUACAGCAGCUCCCACUCUGAGCUGCAGAACAGCGACGUGUCCGAGGGCAAGACGGAGCACAGCCACGGGGGCGGGCGGGGCGGCGGGGGCGGGGGCGGGGCCAGGGAGAAGCGCAACGGCAAGGUGCCCAAGCUGGCGCUGCUACACCAGAACAGCACCGAGGUGUCCUCCACCAAUCAGGUGGAGGUGCCGGACACCACGCAGAACUCGCCGGUGUCCAUCAGCAGCGGGCUGAACAGCGACCCGGAUGCUGCCGACAGCCCCGCCAUGGCGGGACUGGGCCACGCCGCGGCCGCCGUCAUGGGCGGCCUGUCCCAGAGCGUCUUCCUGUCCGAGGUGCCCGGCGACGCCGUGUACGGCAUGUCCCCCACAGGGGGCGCCGGCGCGCACCUGCUGGGCCCCGACGCCGCCGCCCAGGGGCUGGUGCUGGGCGUGGCCUCCGACGGGCACAAGUUCGGCUUCCCCGGCGGGACGGGCGGUGACGGGGGCGGGGCCGGGCCGGGGGAGGGGCUGGCCAUGCUGUCGGGGGCCGGCGUGGGCGUGUCCGAGGAGCUGGUCCUCUCCAGCAGCCUGGACGCCGGGGGCAUCAAGCUGCCUGAGGCCGCCGUGACCUUCGACCCCGACUGCUUCCUCAACAACCCCAAGCAGGGCCAGACGUACGGCGGCGGCGGGCUGAAGGUGGAGGGCGGGGCCUCGGCGGGCUGCGCGUCGUCCUCGGGCGGGGGGGGCUGCGACGGGGGCAGCGGGGGCCUUGGCGGGUCCCCCCCCCUGCCGGAGUCCAGCUACGCCUUCAGCUCGGUCCUGGUGAAGAACAUCAAGACGGAGGACACGUCCUUCGAGCAGCAGCUGGCGCAGGACAGCGCCUACCAGGUGGGGGCGGCGGUGAGCGGCGGGGGCGGGGUCUCCGGGUCCAACGGCGUCGGCUCCGCCCACGGCUCCCUCACCCUGACGCCCACCGGCUCUCUGCUGCCCUCCGGUGGCGGCCUGAGUCCCAGCACCACGCUGGAGCAGAUGGACUUCAGCGCCAUCGACGCCAAGCAGGACUACUCCCCGGCAGGCUCCGCCCCCUCCGCGGCCUACGGCCAGCCCGUCUCCAGCCCCCAGCUGGCGCAACACCGCUGCUCUCCCAGCUUCUACCUGCAGGAGGCGCCGCAGGCCGGCCCGGGCGGGGUCCACAGCCCCCACGACGCCUCCGCCUACCUGGGGCUGCAGGUGGUGAAGAGCGACCCUCCCAGCAGCAACGGGCACCUCCACCACCCCCACCCGCUCCACCCCCGCCCCACCCAGCACCGCAGCUGCAACGGGGGGUCCCCGGGCGAGGGGGGGCUCCAGCUGCUGCAGUACCAGGGCGGGUUCCCGGGGCUGGGGGCGGAGCACGAGGAGGUGGUGGGGCUGGAGCAGCCGGGCGGGGCGGGGGCCGACCACCAGGCGGGGGGGUCCGAGAACGGGGGGGAGGAGCUACUCAAGGCGGGGGAUCAUCUCCAGGCCUGGGGGGCCGGCGGGGGGGGUGACGGGGGCGGGGAGCACUACCUGCAGCAGGGCAGCGAUGGCGGAGGGGGGGGCGGAGGAGGGGCAGGAGGGGGCGGGGCAGGAGAGGGCGGGGUCAUGCACAACGGGACGGCAUCCAACAGGACUGGCAGUGGCCCCCCCCAGCAGCAACAGCAGCAGCUUCAGCCCCUCCUCCAAGGGGCGGGGCUUGUGCAGGGGCUCUACGGCACGCAGGGACUGGGCGGGGCAGGGGGCGGGGCCGGAGGCGGGGCCAGCGGGAGUGUGGAGAUCAGCCUGGACCACUUCGACAUCUCCUUCGGCAACCAGUUCUCCGACCUCAUCAACGACUUCAUCUCGGCAGAAGGGGGCGGGGCCUCCGUGGGAGGGGGCGGGGCUAUGUACGCACACCAGCUGGUGGCCGCGCCCGCGGGGGAGGGGCAGCCGCCGUCCGCCGAGGGCCCCCAGCAGGGCCCGGAGGAGGGGGCGCCCCAGCCGGAAACGGGGUACAGCCCCUCCGAGAUCUGCCUCCAGCCCUGCUGCAGCCCCCAGUCGCUGGGCCAGGGGGGGGCGGGCGGGACGGCGGGGGGAGGGGCUGGCGGCACGGACGCCGGCUCGCUGGCCUACAUGCACGUGGCCGAGGUGGCGCAGGGAACUCUGGGAAUGAUCCAGGCUGCCGGGAGGCUCUUCAUGGUCACAGACUACUCCCCGGAGUGGUCGUACCCUGAGGGCGGGGUGAAGGUGCUGAUCACGGGUCCCUGGCAGGAGACCAGCAGCACCUACAGCUGCCUGUUUGACCAGAUCUCUGUGCCGGCCUCUCUGAUCCAGCCUGGGGUGCUGCGAUGCUAUUGCCCCGCCCAUGACACAGGGCUGGUGACCCUGCAGGUAGCCGUCAGUAAUCAGAUCAUCUCCAGCUCGGUGGUGUUUGAAUACAAGGCUCGCGCCCUGCCCUCUCUCCCCUCCUCUCAGCAUGACUGGCUCUCCCUGGAUGAUAACCAGUUCAGAAUGUCCAUCCUGGAGAGGCUGGAGCAGAUGGAACACAGGAUGGCAGAGAUGGCCGGACACCAGCAGCAGGGGAGUGGAGGAGCUGCUGGAACAGGAGGAGGAGGCGGAGGCACUGGGGGCAACAGCACACAGUCACAGUGUGUGAUGGGGCAGGCUCAGCCCAGCAGCUCGUUCGAGGGCAGGGUGGUGGUGGUGUGUGAGAAGAUGAUGAACCGGGCCUGCUGGGCCAAGUCCAAGCAGCUGAUCCACUCCAAGAGCUUCCGGGGCAUGACCCUGCUGCACCUGGCCGCCGGGCAGGGCUACGCUACGCUCAUCAAGACCCUCAUCAAGUGGCGCUCUAAGCACUCUGACAGCAUUGAUCUGGAGCUGGAGGUGGACCCCCUCAACGUGGACCACUUCUCCUGCACCCCACUGAUGUGGGCGUGUGCGCUGGGGCACCUGGAGGCGGCGCUGGUCCUGUUCCAGUGGGACCGGCGGGCCCUGGCCAUCCCGGACUCGCUGGGGCGCCUCCCCCUGGCCAUCGCGCGCUCCCGCGGGCACACCAAGCUGGCCGAGUGCCUGGAGCAGCUGCAGAGGGGGGAGGAGCAGCCCGGCCCCGCCCCCCUGCCGCCCGCCCAGGACCCCCCCGCCCCCCCGGCCUCCGACGGCUGGAUGGUGCUGUGGGCCAACGACGGCACCGUGGCAACCAGCGGGCAGAAAGGUACCGCCACCGCCAACCCGAACCCUGACUUGCGGAGACCCAGGUCGGAACCGUCCAGCUGCUACAGCUCGGAGAGUCAGAGGGACCUCCCAUUGGCCAAGAAACACAAGCCGAACCCCGAGCUGAGCCAAUCACGGCCGGACAAGGCCGCGUCCGUGCCCCUCAGCCUGGACAGGGGGGCCGCCGGGGAGGGGGGCGUCGGCGGAGGGGGGUCACAGCCCAAACCGGGGGCCGUCCGAGGCCUGGGCGGGGCCAAGGGAGGGUCCAGGGAGCAGUAUGCUGCGUGGGUGUCGGGGAGGAAGGGGGCGAGAGGGGGGUUUGGGGGGGGUGGGAGUGUUGGGGGGCAGGGGAAAGGGGGGAGCCUGGUCAGCCGGCCGUGUCCGCGGGACCCACAGGACCCGCUGGAGAUGCUGCUGUCCUACAGGGAGGACCUGGAGAGCCAGGAGUGCCUGACGCACAUGGACAACCUGCAGGUGAACAUGAUGACCCUGGCGGAGCACAUCAUCGAGGCCACGCCCGAACGCAUCAAGCGGGAGAACAUCGUCGCCGUGGAGACGGUGCCCCUGGACAGCGCAGGAGUCGGCAACACCAUGAGCUGGCUGGCCAGUUACCUGGGAGACACAGAGCACCUUCCCAACAUCAUCCACCUGCGGUCCUUAUACGCGGAACCCCUGACGCCCUCCUCCACCCCCAGCCUCAGCCCGGGGGGGUCCCCGCUUCCCGAGCCGGGCCUGCCCUCCCCGUCCGAGUGGGGCGAGCUCCUCCACCCCUCCAGCAGCCGGGUGGAGCGGGAGCUGGCCCAGCUGUCCCUGUCCGACCCGGAGCAGCUGGAGCUGUACGAGGCUGCUCGGCUGGUGCAGGCCGCCUUCCGCAAGUACAAGGGGCGACCUCUGCGGGAGCAACAGGAAGUAGCAGCUGCCGUCAUUCAGCGCUGCUACAGGAAGUACAAACAGCUGACAUGGAUAGCCUUGAAGUAUGCACUUUAUAAGAAGAUGACGCAGGCCGCCAUCCUGAUCCAGAGCCGUUUCCGCAGUUACCACGAGCAGAAGAAGUUCCGGCAGAGCCGGCGAGCGGCCGUGCUGAUCCAGCAGCGCUACCGCAGCUACCGGGAGUGCAGCCGGCCGGGGCACCACCGCAGGGCCGCAGCCAGCGCUGCGCGGGUGCAGCACAAACUCAGAAGCAGUCUGCUCACCAAGAAGCAGGACCAGGCCGCCCGCAAGAUCAUGAGGUUCCUGCGCCGCUGCCGCCACAGCCCUUUGAUGGACCAUAGACUGUUCAAGCGGAGUGAAAGAAUUGAGAAGGGCCAAGGAACAUGAGAACAUCCAGACGACCCUCCUAACAAUGUGACAUCAUUCUCCAGACUCUUUCUUUCUGUCUUUCUUUUUUACAUGUUAGAAGAGGAAGAAAAACAACCCCCCUUCCAAAAGAUAUUCAGUGAAAACUAUUAUUACUGCGCUCCCCCUUCUACAACUGGUUCUACUUCUGCUGUGACAUGUACAAAAGCAUUUUUAUUUUGUAUUCCUUUAUUCUUCUUGGGUUUCUUUAAGGGUGAAACUGGAAAGAGCAGCAGAAUUAAAACUAUCAGGGGGAGUGAGUACCAACGUGAGGUGGGGGGGGGGCUUCAUGGCAUUUUUGUUCUUGCACUUUUUCAUGGAUUUAUAUUUUCCUUUUUUGGGAUCAUUUAUAAGAAACAUUACAAAAAUGGAAGAAAAAGAAAAACAUACUUUGGGCUGAUUUCUCAGUCCUGGGCUGGAUCAAGGAAGAUGAUGUCAUAGGUCAAAGGUCGAAUGUGGAAUCAUCAUGUUGGGAUUCUGCUUCUGUUUUGGGAAAGCAAAAUAAAAGUGGCAUCCAUUUUCAGGAAGAAGAAUUUAAAAAAAAAAAACACACAUCAACCAAAAAACAGAAAAUGCUACGUAACACGCUUUACCCAUCUGCAUGUACGUUGUCACCUGGAGCCAGGCAAGUGCACCAUCAUCGCAGUUUUUUCCCCGUGAAGCUCCCCUCUGUCAUGUCAUUGGGUUAAAAGAGGUGGGGCUACCUAUGAAUGUAGGGCAGGUACGUGGACUAAAAAUGGGUUGGGGUAAAAAAAAAAGAAAAAGACUCUUAUUUUGAUAUAUUUUCAUGCAGGGAUGAUAUCAGGGGAGGGAAGGCCCAAAUGGGUCACUGUUUGUUUUUUUAUUUUUUUAUUAUUGUUUUGUUUUUUAUUUGUUUAUAAGCACAGUUACUUUAAUUUUGUUACAUUUAUUUAAGUUUUUUUUACCUGAAUGUAUUUAACCACUCAUUUUCAUGUGGCUUUUAAAUGGCUAGCCUGCUUCCUAUGAGUCUUGUGGUUUAAAAUUUUAUCAGGAAAAAAAUGCAUGACUGAGCAAAGUUGUCUCUUGCGUGCUUAAAAAUGAUAUAUGUGUUUUAAAUUUGUUUUCAUGUUAAUGUAGUGCCCACGUGCCUCCCCUACCCCAAGUCAUACCUUCAUAACUAGUCAUAUUUAAUAACAAAGUAACAACCAUUAUUAUUAUUAUUUUAAUUAUUAUAUAUAUUUUUAUUAUUAUUAUUAUUAUUUCUGCAUUUAUUUAUCGGUUUGAAAGGUUUUUUGUGUUUAUAUAUCGAUGAGGGUUAUUGUUCUGUUUUUAUCAACUUUAGAAGCUAUGAAAUGCUUUUGAAGGGAUAGUCACAUACAUUGCCUUGACUUCUUAGAGAUUCUCUUUUGGGUCCCUGAGCUUGUUCCGAAGUGGAAGUAGACAAAUCCAUAUUUUUGACUAUUUAGAGGCGUGUGUAUAUAUAGAAGGUUGAAGGUAUUUGGGGGGGAAAAAACAUUCAUUUGAAGGGGAUUGUAUUUAACAAUAUAUUAUUUUAUUCAUUAAAUAAGGGGGAAAUAUCUUGGUGCGAGACGAACCAGAAUAUUUGUAUAGUUUUGAUUGAAUGCCCUAGAAGUAUGGUUGUAUUGUUUGUAUAUAGUGUAAAUACUGGGGAUUUAAAAAAACGAGCUAUGUGCAUGAAGUUUUAUGACAUGAGCAACGAUACAGUACAAAAAAAAUACGCAUUAGUGGCUAUGAUCUGUAAAAUGAUUCUGACUA